AUGGAAUUAGGCCACCUCUUCACAGGACAUGCCAUUCUUGUCUCAAGCCUCAUUGCAACAAUUACAAUCACUGAAAGCACGAGAUAUGCUUCUUCUCUCAGAUACAUCACCGAAUUGCCUUUUAUUAAGGUCGCUGGCGAAAGGGGAGCUGUUCUCCUUCUCUUUGCUAUUUCCAUUAUUGUUCUCAUUGCCAUGGACUUUCUUGCAUCACAGGCAAAAGUCAGUGGACUGAAAAAAUUCUAUAGAAGAGCUAAGAAAGCCAAGACUGCUCAUGUUGAGCGCACCUUAAUAACUUUUAUUACAUUUAUCUGUGCUUAUAUCUUUCAGAGUCUAAACUUCAGAACAUACAAUUUGCUUGGUAUUGCACUUCUAAUGAUGAAUCUAAACACACUUCUCUAUCUGUUUGAAAUUGAGUUUGUAAAGGCCUGGCUGUAUCUCUCCUUCUUAUUUUGCAAUACACUGGUAUUAUGCUUUACGUUUAUUUACAAUGCAGAAAAGUACUAUUCGAUAGUCGUGAGUCUUAUAAGUAUUAGGUUUUAG
Molecule: messenger RNA, 540 nt
Organism: Vittaforma corneae ATCC 50505
Lineage: Eukaryota; Fungi; Microsporidia; Nosematidae
Exons: 1
Coding region: 1-540 (179 amino acids)
Source: RefSeq, a predicted model, not a curated record